Molecule: messenger RNA, 1284 nt
Organism: Beauveria bassiana ARSEF 2860
Lineage: Eukaryota; Fungi; Ascomycota; Sordariomycetes; Hypocreales; Cordycipitaceae
Product: DNA polymerase subunit Cdc27
Exons: 5
Coding region: 1-1284 (427 amino acids)
Biological process (GO): DNA synthesis involved in UV-damage excision repair; DNA replication; DNA strand elongation involved in DNA replication
Cellular component (GO): nucleus; delta DNA polymerase complex
Molecular function (GO): DNA-directed DNA polymerase activity
Source: RefSeq, a predicted model, not a curated record
AUGGACGAGCACAAGAAGUUUCUAGCGGAUCGCAUACUGAGCGAGGAACGGCCAAUUACCUAUCGAAUAUUGAGCCGCGCCUUGGAUGUCAAUGUCAAUACUGCAAAGGAAAUGCUCUUUGAUUUUUACCAAUAUCAGAAUGCGUUGCGUGCCGACUCCGUACACGCCACAUACCUCGUCUAUGGAGCCAAGGACGCCCUCCCACAACCAGACGUUGAUGUUGAGAUGGGCAGCUCUCAGCCGGAGCCCCUUACUGAAACGGUGCCAACCAUGACCAUGACCCUGGUCAAUCAUGACAAGCUUGAAGAUACCCUGCGCCAAUAUAGCAAAGUAACAGCUAUACACAUAUACAGCUUGGCUCCGAACCCCCAAAAAGAUUUGGUUUUGCUGGCCGAUGUUGCCAAGUCCAUUUCCGAGUACGCCACUAAUGAGGAUGCGGCCGCCUCAUCUAAGAAGUAUGGCACCAUCUAUAAUCCUCACACGCGGCGGAGAAAUCGAAAGAAGGGUGUCCCUGCGCCAACUCCUGCACCAGCUGCUGCGAAGAAACCAGAACCUGCCGUAAAAGCUGUUGCGCAACCUGCCACCACCACCCCAGCCCCUGCGAAAAAGGAACCAGCCCCAACCACAAUCAAGCGAGAGGCCUCGUCGUCAAGUUCGACAAAGAGCACUCCAGCACCAAAAAAGGGUGGCGGCGGCGGAAUUAUGCAGUCCUUUGCAAAGGCUGCCUCUAAGCCACCGAAGCCUAAACCAGUGGUGAAGAAGGAGGAAGAUACGACUAUGGCUCUAAGUGACGACGGAGAGGCUGAUGACGACGUGCCUGCCCCAAAGAAGACUGCUGCCGAGACAGAGUCUCUAAGGCAAGCGAAGAGAAAACGCGAAGAGGACCUGCGGCGUAUGAUGGAGGAGGACGAUGAAGAGGAGGAAGAAGAGGAAAAGGAAGCAGAUGAUGCCGAGAUGGAAGAGCCAGAGCCUGAACCCGAACCCGAACCCGAGCCGGUAAAGGAAGAGAAGAAAGAGCCGGAAGAGGUCGUCUCUACAUCGUCGAAUGGUCGUCGGCGCGGUAAACGUCGCGUAAUGAAGAAGAAGCGGAUGCUGGACGACCAAGGAUAUAUGGUUACAAUUCAAGAAGCCGCUUGGGAGUCAUUCUCAGAAGACGACACUCCCGCGCCGCCGAAAAAGGAAACACCAAGCUCUACACCUGCCUCGUCAGGCGGAAAACCCAAGAAAGCGCCAGCCGCCAAAGGCAGCCAAGGAAACAUCAUGUCAUUUUUUGCAAAGAAGUAG